Messenger RNA from Ornithodoros turicata, 3342 nucleotides. Its product is annotated as myosin light chain kinase, smooth muscle-like. The record is from RefSeq and is a predicted model, not a curated record. The transcript has 19 exons. Lineage: Eukaryota; Metazoa; Arthropoda; Arachnida; Ixodida; Argasidae. The coding region runs from base 1 to 3342 and encodes 1113 amino acids.
AUGAUCCUCAAUCUUCUUCAUGAACUCAGCACAAUCACACUCAUUUUGCUUGCAUCGACCCCAAAAGUUGCCGCGAAUGUCCUCGGAAGUGAACAUCAGUACAGCAACAACAAGACGGAAGAGUUCAAAGCCAACGAGUCGCAGAGACAACUUGAUCCAAGCCUGGACUCGAAGCUCCGAGCGUCCGCGUCCGUUCAGUUUGAAUGUUUCAGCGCAGGAAAGCCCUCCUCGCCCGAAGUAGUACCGACAGGAAAGGAACUGCAGCAAGGUCAACCACCGGAAGUGACGAAACAACCCACGUCAGUUACUGUAAGACCCGGAGAAAGAGCUACACUUCAGGCUACUGUUGUUGGCACUCCUAAGCCGGACGUCCAGUGGUACAAAGACGGACGACCUAUCACAAGAGGUGACGUAGUUCCAGUCACAGAGACCGCCCCGGAUGGAACGAUCACAACGAAGCUGGUUGUCGAGAGGGCAACCUUGGAAGAUGCCGGCACCUACUGGUGCGUCGCUAAAAACUGGUGGGGAAAAGCUGAAAGCGUCCGAGUCACACUUAACAUCAAAGGUGCUAGGGAGCCACCACGGUUCGUGGAACAUCUGGCACCGGAGGUUGUCAUAAGUGGCCUCAGCGUCGUCUUGCGCUGCAAAGUUAUCGGUUCACAGCCCAUAACGGUCAAGUGGUACAGGAAUAGGCGGGAAGUGAAACAAACUCCAGAUUUCCGGAUGGAAUAUAAUCCCGAGUCCGGAAAUGUUGUCCUUACAAUCGCUGAAAUCUUCCCGGAUGAUCAAGGGCUUUAUUCUUGCAAAGCUGCCAACGAGUUUGGAGAGGACGAAACGUCAGCACCCGUCACAGUGACAGAUAUGGAGUUGUUGGACGCUGCACCUAAGGUACAGCCGCGCUUCGUUCUUCCCUUGCGCCCAUCGUCAUUUCCUGAAGGUGAACCUGCAAUGCUUCGAGUUGAAGCGCACGGUGUUCCCGACCCCACGUUUUCCUGGUACUUUGAAGGCCGCCAACUGAAAAGUUCUCGCGACUUUCUCGUUACAACUGAAGGGCUCACCAGUAAUGUAAUGAUAGCGGAGCUGUUCCCUGAAGACGCCGGCCCUUAUGAGUGCCGUGCUCAGAACCCAGCUGGAAGAGCAACAACAUCAGCAAAUCUUAGUGUCUUACCUGCUGGUGGUCCAGAAUCAGGUGCUGUGACGCUGGACGAAGCUGGUCUUCCAACUCCCCAGCCCGAUGAUCUUCCACAGAUGUCGGCCCCUAUCUUUACGAAAGGCCUUGUAUCGCAAACUGUUCCGGAAGGCGGAUCCGUAGUGUUCGAGGGUCAGGUGUCGGCUUUCCCGGACGUCGUGUGCUUCACCUGGUAUCUAAAUGGAAGGGUGCUAAAAUCGUCAAGAGAUUUCCUGAUCCACAGCGAGGGCACUAAAACAACCCUGAAAAUCGCCGAGGUGUUUGUGGAUGACGCGGGAACUUUCUCGGUAACUGCUGAGAACCCCGUCGGUAUCGCGACUUCUCGCGCGAAACUCACUGUAGAAGUGGAGUCCAGUGAAGUAGAAAACUUGGAAGCACCUCGGUUCUUAACAGAACUCACUCCUGUGACAGUGAUGGACGGCGGAGAGGCUAAACUUUCUGUCUACGUGACCGGAAAGCCUCCACCGCGUGUCACGUGGUACCACAACGACCGGGAAGUCAAGAACAACGCUGAUGUGUGGACGACACUCCGAACGGACGGCUACUGCGAGCUCUUCAUUUCAGAAGCGUUCCCCGAAGACAUGGGCGAAUACGUCUGCAAGGCCACGAAUGUUGCAGGAACGGCUACCUGUAGGACGCACGUCCAUGUCGAGGCAUACGAAUACGUCCCAGACUCGGAAGUGGCGUCGGCGACAUACGACACGACGGCUGCAGGGAAGCAACACACUCAAGAGGACUCGUACUAUUCCAUGGACACGAUGCAGAGCUUUUCUGAGUUAGACGAAUCCGAUAUGGAGAAAAUUCCUGACCUCCCACGUGACGACGGAAAACCACCGAAGGCCCCGGGCAAAACCAAGCACCGUAAGCAGCCUCACAAGCGAAGGAAAAAGAGGACAUCACGAGGAACCCCUGAAAUACCGAAAGAGGUGAUCCCACCCUGUUAUGAGCCCGUGCAACCAUGGGAGCCAGGCAGACGUAAAACCUCAGAUCCAGGUUCCGCUCCCGUGUUUGUGGUUCCACUGGAAGAUGUGGUCGUUCCACUUGGGCAGCCUGCCACGUUGGACUGCAAGGCUGUUGGAAUGCCAAAGCCCAAGAUUGUAUGGUACAGAGACGGAGAGGUGGUGAAGCACACGCCGGACUACCAGCUCUAUUACGACACACAAGGUCUGUCAUCCCUCACCAUCUGUCACACAACGUUGGAAGACUUUGGAGACUACGUGGUGGAGGCGAAAAAUCGCUAUGGCGUUGAUAGCACGCAAGCAGAGCUCAUUCAACUCGACUUGAACUCGAUGCGGCCAAUGCGAAGGAUACCACGAGCAGAUCACAGGCUGAGCUUGGAUUACCAGCCAAUGCGCCCCCGGUUUGAAAUGCCUCUUCAGAGCAGCUACUACAAACCUCUUGGCUUCCCGGUCACCUUGGAAUGCUUAGUACGAGGUCGGCCCAAGCCUACCAUCACUUGGUAUCACAAUGGCAUCCAAGUGGAACCAUUGCGUAUGCCUGUCUACAAGACAACGGUCCUUAGCGACAAGUGCAUGUUGCACAUCACGGAAAUGACAACUGCCACACAGGGACACUACGUCUGUAAGGCAAACAACGACGCAGGAGAACGGGUGACGGAGUGCUUCCUGCAUAUUGGAGAACCCGAGGAUCAAGGGUUGGAACCCUAUCAACCACCGGAAAAGCUGCAUCCAGCAGGCGUCCCAUUGCCCCCGUUUCUCCAGAAGAAAUCUCCAAGGGUACGGACGUCAGAAGAUGAAUACUUGAGCUACGAAUCGGAGUCUGAAAUCAGCUUCAAGGAAACGAUUGCACCCCAAAUUCGGAAGUUACCGAAGCCAAAAGAACUGCCUCCAGCAGAGCCAGAGGACAAAGGGAAAGGGUUUUUCUCGACGAUCCUCAAACCAGCGUGGCCCUUGAGUUUGUUCCGAUCAGUUUCUCCUCAGCCAACUACACAGCAAGAGCCUUUGGAGAAACCGUCACCGGAGCCUCCACGAGCAGCGUCCAUACCAAAAGACCUUGGAAAGCCUCCGACUGGACGAAGGCCUGAAGAGAUCACAAGGUGGGAACCACGACGACUAUCGGAGGUGGGGCAGCCACCCAAGUUUGUCGCUCCCCUGCAAGACGUCGAAGUGCCCGCGGGCUACCCUGCCACGUGA